Messenger RNA from Penicillium cataractarum, 1122 nucleotides. RefSeq names its product putative glycosyl hydrolase. The transcript is spliced from 3 exons. The record is from RefSeq and is a predicted model, not a curated record. NCBI's taxonomy places the organism in Eukaryota, Fungi, Ascomycota, Eurotiomycetes, Eurotiales, Aspergillaceae. Gene Ontology annotation, biological process: carbohydrate metabolic process. Bases 1 to 1122 code for a protein of 373 amino acids.
AUGCAAUUCCUCCCUUGGGGCGCGCUUUCUACAGUUCUGGUAGGGCUCAUCCUACCAGGAUUCACUGUCGCCGAGGAUGCCAAUUCACGGGUCCAGAUAGCUCUCAAUGCCCUCCAGAACUGGUAUAAUACCACAAGCGGACUCUGGAAUACCUGCGGAUGGUGGAAUGGCGCGAAUUGUAUGACUGUCAUUGCAGACCUGGCCGCCAUUGACCCAUUUGUGUUAGAUACCGCGAUUUAUGUUUUUAGCAACACGCUACAAAACGCGCCGGCGUACAAUCCUCAACCUGGCCCUGAAAAUAAAGUACAGUCACGAUAUGAAGGUGCUGCUAAUGCCUCUGACUGGCUUGACUCGGCUUAUGAUGACGACAUGUGGUGGGCGCUGGCUUGGAUUGCUGCCUACGAUGUUACCAAUGAUGAUACCUAUCUAGGUCUUGCACAAGGCAUCUUCUCAAGCUUAACGAAGGCCUGGGGGACGCGAUGUGGAGGUGGUGGCCUCCAAUGGAGUACGACGAGUUCCUACGUCAACGCAAUUACGAACGAGCUAUUCCUCUCGGUUGCAGCACAUCUUGCCAACCGGGCAUCCUCUGAAUCCGAGAGAGAUACCUAUGUUGGAUGGGCGCAGAAGCAGUGGGAUUGGUUUGCGGCACAAGAUUUCUUUGGGCCGGAUUAUACCAUCAACGAUGGCUUAUUAGAAAAUUGCCAAAACAAUGGCCAGACAGUGUGGUCCUAUAACCAAGGCGUUAUACUGGGUGGUCUGGUCGAGCUCAACAGAGCAGCCCCCAACGACACAUACCUAGAAUCGGCCAACAAAAUUGCACAAGCCGCAAUAAAGACCCUAUCUGACACGAAUAUGGUGAUUCAUGAUGUUUGUGAGCCGAACUGUGCCCCAGAUGCAACACAAUUCAAGGGGAUUUUCAUACGCAAUUUGCAGAUGCUACAACAGGAUUCACCGAAUGAUAUCUACAAGAAUGUGAUGGAAGCAUGUGCAAACAGCAUUUGGGCCAAUGACCGGAACGAUCAGAAUCAGUUAGGUGUUAAUUGGGCUGGUCCAUUUAGUUCUGCAGAUGCUUCAACCCAUAGUUCAGCACUGGACGCGCUAGUUGCUGCGAUUGCCGUCUGA